AUGGUAACCCAUGGUGGGAACCUGGUGUUUCGAGAUCCUGCAGACUGCAGUUGCAGUGGAAAUGGAGAUGGGUUUACUUUCUUCCUUGCUCCCACUGGUUCCGUAAUCCACAGUUAUUAUGGAGGUGCUGGUCUUGGUCUUUUCAACAACACACCAGAUGACACUGCUCCACCAAAUAAUUCCAUCGUUGCAGUAGAGUUCGAUACUCACGAGAAUUUAUGGGACCCAGAUUCCAAUCACAUAGGUAUCGACAUCUCUUCCGUCAGAUCUGUAAAAACUUCCUCAUGUGAGUGGCCUAUUUGGGAUUUGAUGAGAGAUGAUGCUAAACCUUGGAAGGCUUGGGUUAUUUAUGAUUCAAUUUCCCUAAAUUUGAGUGUUGUGUUGACUGCUUGUUAUAAUAAAUCUCUGCCCUGUGAGAACUGUAGCCUUAACUAUAAUGUUGAUCUGAGGCGUUAUCUUCCAGAACAGGUCACUAUUGGGUUUUCUUCAUCCACAAGAGAUUCCGCCGAGCUACAUCAGCUCAACUCCUGGGACUUCAGUUCCAGUUUGGAGAUUGUUAAGGGAAGAAUAAAUAUAGGGGUGGUGGUAGGAUUGGCUGUGGGCGGUGCUGCCGCCGUGAUUGUUGUCUUGAUGGGUUUGCUUUUGUUUAUCAGGCGGAGAAAGAAACAAGAUGACGUGAUCUUAAAUGUGCCCAUGGGACCUAGGGAGUUCACUUGUGCUGAAUUGGCUCGAGCAACUAAUCACUUUGACGAGGAACAAAAGCUUGGAGAGGGAGGAUUUGGAGGUGUUUACAGAGGCUUCUUAAGUGAUGUCAACAAGGAUAUUGCUGUGAAGAGGAUCUCUAAGGGGUCUAAACAAGGUAUAAAGGAAUAUGCAUCGGAGGUGAAGAUCAUUAGUCGAUUGCGUCAUAGGAACCUCGUCCAACUUAUUGGUUGGUGCCACCAACGGAAAGAGCUACUUCUUGUGUAUGAGUUCAUGCCCAAUGGAAGCCUUGAUUUCCAUCUAUUUCAAAACAGAGGUUCCUUGACAUGGGAUUUGAGGUACAAGAUAGCUCUUGACUUGGCCUCUGCAUUACAGUAUUUGCACGAAGGGUGGGAACAAUGCAUCAUCCACAGGGAUAUUAAAUCUAGCAAUGUAAUUCUAGAUUCCAAUUUCAAUGCCAUACUUGGGGAUUUUGGUUUGGCUACCUUGUAGAACAUGAGGAAGAGUCACGAGGAACCACCAUUAAUGUAGCUGGUACCACAGAAGGAUAUAAUAUGGUGUCACAAACAA
This is a messenger RNA of Macadamia integrifolia, 1272 nucleotides long. RefSeq names its product L-type lectin-domain containing receptor kinase IX.1-like. The transcript is spliced from 2 exons. Gene Ontology annotation, biological process: protein phosphorylation. The record is from RefSeq and is a predicted model, not a curated record. Gene Ontology annotation, molecular function: carbohydrate binding; ATP binding; protein kinase activity. Gene Ontology annotation, cellular component: plasma membrane. NCBI's taxonomy places the organism in Eukaryota, Viridiplantae, Streptophyta, Magnoliopsida, Proteales, Proteaceae. The coding region runs from base 1 to 1194 and encodes 397 amino acids.